UGUUUUACUGUUAUAAAUGUAUUCUUAUAGAAUAUAACAAUAGUCAAUAAAUAUGCCUCGUCCUUCAAAAAUAGAGAGAAUAUUUGUUAAUCAAAAGUUGCCUUGGAGUCCUUUUCCUCGACGACCUCUUCCAUUUAGAAUGGUUGAGUGGAAAACCAGAAAAUACCCUAAAAGUUAUCAAGUAAGAAAAGCAAAACCACCUUGUCAAGUUUUUAGAGUUGCACCUAUAAAAGACUGGGGAAUAGUUCGUAAUGAUUUAGUUGAAAUUUGUUGUGGUGAAGAUACUGGAAAACAAGGAAAAGUUAGAGCUGUUGCUCCUGAAAAAAAUCUUUUGAAAGUUGUUGGGUUAAACUGCUCUCGUCAAUUUCUUCCAGAUAUAGGAAAUGGAAAUCCUGGGUAUGUAUUGUCAGAAGAACCUUUGCAUUUUUAUGAAGUAAAAUUAGUCAAUCCACAUACUGGACGAGGAACUGACAUUGUUCUGCGUUAUGAUGAAUUAGGUGAAAAAGUUCGUGUCUGUAAGGAAACUGGGCAUGUGAUUCCUACUCCUCCUUUUGAAAGAAGUGACUGGAAAGAAAGAUCAGCUGUAAAAGAAGGAGAUCUUGACACUCGUGCAGAGGUUGUUCAGCAAUAUACUUACGUUCCUUCAUUACUUUUUUUCCAUGAAGAAAUCAUGAAGGAAAUGAACAUUCCUAUGUCUGUAAAAAAAACAGAGCUUGAACGAAGAGACUUGAUUAUGAAAGAAUUAGAAGAAGAAGCAAUACAAGAGAAAUUACUAAUUUCAGAAUCAGCUUCUGAAGAAAAAAAAAAGUCUUUUUUAGAAAAUAUUAGGAGCAGGUUUUUUUUCUGGCUUUAAUUGUGAAUCUUUUAAUAUUUGUUUUUGUUCUAUAAUUUUCAUAAUUUCAUAAAUGAGAAUAAAUGUAAAAAAUUGUAAGAUUUUAGCUGUUUUCACAUUGUGAUUUUGUUUGUUUUAUUACAAUUUUAUCUUUAAAUUUUUUUUUUUUUAUUUACAUAAGAAUAACUAAUAGCUAUUUUAUAUCUGAGUUACUUUGUAAAAUUAUUUAAAUAAACAAAUGAGAUUU
This is a messenger RNA of Hydra vulgaris (swiftwater hydra), 1079 nucleotides long. RefSeq names its product large ribosomal subunit protein uL24m. Lineage: Eukaryota; Metazoa; Cnidaria; Hydrozoa; Anthoathecata; Hydridae. Gene Ontology annotation, biological process: translation. The record is from RefSeq and is a predicted model, not a curated record. Gene Ontology annotation, cellular component: ribosome; mitochondrion. Gene Ontology annotation, molecular function: structural constituent of ribosome; RNA binding.